CCACUGUGUAUAAAGCCUCCCAGCCUGAUUAACCACAGGCUGGGGGAAUUUGGCCCCAGGCUGCCCCCUCUGAGAAAUGUGGAAUAUCCCUUUCACCAGCUGAGGGAUCUGAAACAUCAGCUGCUUGGUCCCAGCUAACAAUUUACCCUCAGUUGCUGCUCUUGAAGAACCAGGAAGCAUAAAGGUACCAAGUGUAUAGGAUGGACAAAGACUUCGCUCCUUCCCCUCACAGGAGCCGCAGAUGUAUUCCAACCCUGGGAGCUGGCACCCCCCCCAGCCGUAUCCCAGGUUUAUCGGCACGGCACAUGGGAGGCGGAGCACUGGCCCCACCCAGCCCCAGGCUGAGAAAGGAAACCCACCCUGAUUCCUUCAGCCAGGACUCUGCAAGGCAGAUUCCACCUGCAAAGGGGAGUGUGAGCACCAGGCCUAACUCUAGGCUUGCAGGCCUGAGGGAGCUGAGCAGCACUGGGCUGCCCAUCCCGUGCCCUCUUUCUCCUGCAUCCAGAUCCCUUCCGUGGGCUGCGGCCAAUGGUUUGGCACCAAGGAAGCUGAGCGCCAUCUCACUGACCCUCCGCCGGAGUGGCUCUGCACCGCCACCUCACCGACAACUGCUCCCGUUAGGUUCUUCAAGGAGAGAGCAGCUCCAGGCGCCGCUGGUAAAGGAAGGACCAGGAGGAGGGGAGCUGACCUUGUCAAAUCUGCCGCCGUCGCCUGGAGUACAAGCCUGGCUCCCAAGAGUGCCUCUGGGCUGCAUGGAGGAGCAAACAAAUACCUGGCAUGAUGGACAAAUCAGUGCUGCAUAUCCAGGAUCAGAAAUGCCCACCACAUUGCCUCCCUCAGGUCCAGAUUUCCAGAGAUGCUUGGCCCAUGCUACCUUAUUUCCUCCUCUGCCACAUCCCCAAGGGAGGGGGAAACAUCCCAUGGACACAUCCAUGACAGCAGCUGGUCAAGAGUGCCAGGUGGCUACCAAGAGAUUCAGUGACCCACUUGGUACGGGAAUUCUGCAAGGGCGACUUGGAUGUGGGAACAUGCCAUGUCCCGUUCCAGAGAUGUGUGCUGAAGGGAUGGUUCUGGGGGGCCGACUCUCUGCUGCAGAUACCAUCUUGUCUCCUGUGAUGGACACAGUUGGGCCAACAUCAGGUUCAGCAGACAACAAGACCGGGGCAGCUAUGUCUGAGCUGGUGCCGGAGCCUCGGCAAAAGCCAGCAGUGCCAAUGAAACCUGUUGGCAUCAACUCCAACCUGCUGGGCUAUAUUGGAAUUGACACCAUCAUUGAGCAGAUGCGCAAGAAGACCAUGAAGACGGGCUUUGACUUCAACGUCAUGGUUGUGGGUCAAAGCGGGCUGGGUAAAUCAACACUGGUGAAUACCCUCUUCAAAUCGCAAGUUAGCCGCAAGUCUUCUGGCUGGAAUCGUGAGGAGAAGAUCCCUAAGACAGUGGAGAUCAAGGCCAUUGGGCAUGUCAUUGAAGAAGGUGGUGUCAAGAUGAAACUGACAGUAAUUGACACCCCUGGAUUUGGUGACCAGAUCAACAAUGAGAACUGCUGGGAGCCCAUUGAGAAAUACAUCAACGAGCAAUAUGAGAAAUUCCUAAAAGAGGAAGUGAAUAUCGCAAGGAAGAAGCGAAUUCCAGACACGCGAGUCCACUGCUGCCUCUACUUCAUCUCCCCCACGGGUCACUCCUUGCGACCUUUGGACCUAGAGUUCAUGAAACAUCUCAGCAAAGUAGUAAAUAUCAUCCCUGUUAUUGCCAAGGCAGACACCAUGACCCUGGAAGAGAAGACCGAGUUCAAACAAAGGGUGCGCAAAGAAUUGGAGGUGAAUGGGAUCGAGUUUUACCCCCAGAAAGAGUUUGAUGAGGACCUGGAAGAUAAAACAGAGAAUGACAAAAUCAGGCAGGAGAGCAUGCCGUUUGCAGUGGUGGGCAGUGAUAAGGAAUACCAAGUAAAUGGCAAAAGAAUCCUGGGCAGGAAAACUCCUUGGGGCGUCAUUGAAGUGGAAAACCUCAGUCACUGCGAAUUUGCGCUACUUCGAGACUUUGUCAUCAGGACCCAUCUCCAAGACCUAAAAGAAGUGACACACAACAUCCACUAUGAGACGUACAGGGCCAAGCGGCUGAAUGACAACGGGGGACUUCCCCCAGUGACCGCUGAGACAGAGGAAAACCAUGAAAGUAAUCUGUGAAUUACUCCUCCCACUGUCUGGAUAUUGCAACCCGCCCCAGUCACCCUCGACUUUACUGUAGGCCUGUCUUCAAAGCAUGUGGCACAUCCUCUGUGUGUGUGUACGGGAGAAGGGGCAGGGGCAUUUCCUUUCUCCUUCCUAGAAUGUUGUCAUUCUUGUUUUUUGCCCAGCAGGCUGUCUGUUGUCUUCCCUUCUCGUGUUCUGUGGUUUUGUUGCACGUUCUCGUUGUGGGAAGUAGCAGAGGGAAUGCUGGGAGAUUUGAUUGCUAGGGCUUGGGGGCAGAAGUGAAAGUAAGCAGGUGCAGCUCCUACAAGAGCUGGCUGAGCUGUGGCAAAAACAGCAGGGAACUAUUCAAAAAGCUGGCAGGAACCUGGGUUGCAAUAGGACAGUACCUGUAAGAAAUUGUAAGUUACUUUCACCGCUGUUUAAGGGCUUGCAGGGGGAAUGACUUGGUUCUGUGUUUGUCAUUUGAAAAGCAUAGAAAGACUCCAAGGACAGACAGACAAAGUUCAAUGAGCACAGUGUCUUCAGAACGGUGGUGGCGUCAGAGAACCUCUUCAUGUGAAUGGAGUUUCCUGGUGUGGAGGGGAAGGUAGGAGGUUGACUUAGGGGAAUGAUAGGUGGCUAUGUCAUAUACCUAUUUCUCCCAGGGGCCAGGUAAAAAAGAGAGUGGGGGAGAAUUAGUGGAAAAUUGUGGCUGGGAUGAGAGCAUAUUUUCUAGUCUGUGUACUAAUCGGGAGCAUCGGUGGAGGUAGAGGGUGAGUGCAGAUUAGAACUUGGACCUUAGUGUUUCAUUGUGUCAGAUCUGGAAGCUGUUGUUUUACCUUCCCACCACAGGUGUCUGAGAGGGGAGAGAUGAUGAUAAAAAAACAAGAACACUCAUUGAGGGAUGAAUCCUAAGGUUUUUACUCAGGGCCAAAUGGGAGCAUGUAGCCACUGGUCUGGGAUUGGCGGGGGGGGGGGGGUCUCCCUGUCCCAGCAGGCAGCGGGUCGGGGUAGGCUGCCCCAUCUUCUAGAGUACUUCAGGGUACUUCUAGGGUACUUCUAGGGACCCCAAUGUGCUCAGUCCACUUUGCAAGCCAGUGCAAAGGGUGAGGAGAAUGGUCCAGAUCACAGCUCUCUCUUCCCUUCCCACUGUGGGGCAACAUACACAGCACAGAGGCAGGCCCUGCACCCCCUGCACUUGUGAAUGCCUCUUGCAUAUGAUCCACAAGUAGAGUAGGCUCCUUGCAGAGUCAGGCGUGCAAAGGCCAGAGGGGGAGACAUAUAUGCAAAGGGACAGUGAAUGAGAAGGGAAACGGGACAUCGGUAGCAGAGAGGAAAUCAUCUUUCCCAAGACUGGAAUGAGUUUCCAUACAAGAACAGCUCUCCAUUCAGUUGGGAAACAUCAUGGG
Molecule: messenger RNA, 3577 nt
Organism: Pelodiscus sinensis (Chinese soft-shelled turtle)
Lineage: Eukaryota; Metazoa; Chordata; Testudines; Trionychidae
Source: RefSeq, a predicted model, not a curated record